Molecule: messenger RNA, 1424 nt
Organism: Aspergillus homomorphus CBS 101889
Lineage: Eukaryota; Fungi; Ascomycota; Eurotiomycetes; Eurotiales; Aspergillaceae
Gene: alkB
Product: oxidoreductase, 2OG-Fe(II) oxygenase family
Exons: 2
Coding region: 1-1089 (362 amino acids)
Cellular component (GO): cytoplasm; nucleus
Source: RefSeq, a predicted model, not a curated record
AUGGCACAAAUCAAAGACUUAAACGCCCAUGAGCGGCCCCCAGAGGCCGUCAAGCAGCGUUACAAGCAAUACCAGAAAUCCACACUUACAGACAUAAACUCGGAUUCUAGCAUUCUUGAUGUCCAGGCCUUAGAUGCAAAUCGGCUCCCGGAGGAUGUUUCCCUCACGCACUGGAUCUCCGGCAAGGAUCUCCAGCCUGUAUUCGAUGAGUUUCUGGGGACAAGCAAGGAAGCGGAGGGGUUGAUGAAUGCGAAAGAUAUCCCUGUCUUCUCUCAUCGUUCCGUGACUGGUCUCCAAAUAAUCCCCUCCCUGCUCCCACCGGCCGUACAAAUAGAACUACUAUCGCGCCUCUUCCACCGAGACCUGAGCAACCCCCGCCACCAAACCAACCUCCACCUACACUACGAGAUGACGUAUCCCAGCAAGGGGAUGACCGAUUCCAGCGUCGUAGAUUCCCGUCGCACGCAAGAACCGCCGCCAACGCCGCCGUCCUUCUUCGUCGACGACCCGGCGCGAGUAAUCCACCCGAAGGACGCAAACGUGCACAAGCCGCUGACCGUGCAAAGCGUGCUCACGAAAAGGCUUCGCUGGGUGACCCUGGGCGGCCAGUACGACUGGACGGCCAAGGUGUAUCCGGCGGAACGGCCGCCGGAGUUCCCGCCGGACAUCGCGAAGCUACUGCACACCAUGUUCCCGGAGACCGAGGCGCAGGCGGCUAUCCUGAACGUGUAUUCGCCGGGCGACACGCUCAGCGCGCACCGGGAUGUUAGUGAGGAGUGCGAUGCCGGCUUGAUCAGCAUCAGCUUCGGGUGUGACGGGCUGUUUCUGAUUAGCCAUGACGAUGGGGCGGGGUGCGAGAUUAUCAGACUCCGUUCUGGCGAUGCGGUGUAUAUGGAUGGCACAUCCCGGUUUGCUUGGCAUGCCGUGCCGAAGAUCCUGCCGGACUCGUGUCCUGCGUGGCUGGCUGACUGGCCUAGUAUGGCGGGGAAUGCAGGUGCCGCGCAGUACGAGACGUGGAAGGGGUGGAUGUCGGGGAAGAGGAUCAAUUUGAAUGUGCGGCAGAUGAGCCUUGGUCAGCCUCGUUCGUGAUCCUGUCGGUCAAUCAGCACGCGCAACAAUACCAGAGCAUGACCUUUGUGGGUAAUGUUUGGUAGGCGAUGACCAAAACUAGGCCGUUCGGCCGGAGUUCCCAGGCUAGAUGGAGAAGUGCGCAAGUGACUUGAACCGCCACAUGGGCUAUUGCUACCUCGCCGUGGGCUCACAGCUGGCUCGUGCUCGUGAGAUAUAAGGCGUCCGCCGCAGCUCCUCUUCCUCACAGUGUGACAAUUCAUCGUCAACCUUAGGUCUCCCGCUUCUUCAGAAAGCGCCAAUUAUGCAUAGAAGACUUAUAAACUCACAAACAAUCACCUGCUACGACCUCAGCC